Messenger RNA from Solanum lycopersicum (tomato), 807 nucleotides. The record is from RefSeq and is a predicted model, not a curated record. Lineage: Eukaryota; Viridiplantae; Streptophyta; Magnoliopsida; Solanales; Solanaceae.
AUGGUUAUUACCAAGGAUCGUAUCGCAUGCCGUGAUGGAUGCAUGAACAGAUAUGUCCUUCAUGGGUCCCAGACUGAGAGAAAGCAGAAGGGGAAGGUGAUUGCUUAUGCUUCUAGGCAGUUGAAGUCUCAUGAGAAGAAAUACCCUACUCAUGAUUUGGAGUUGGCGGUUGUGGUAUCUGUACUUAAGUUAUGGCGUCAUUAUUUGUAUGGGGUGCACUGUGAGAUUUUCACUGAUCAUCGGAGUCUUCAGUACAUCUUUAGUCAAAGGGAUUUGAACUUGAGGCGGCGGAGGUGGCUUGAGAUGUUGAAGGACUAUGAUGUGACUAUUCUGUAUCAUAUGGGGAAGGCCAAUAUUGUGGAAGAUGCUUUGAGUAGGAAGACUCAUAGCAUGGGGAGUCUUUCAACUCUUAGUAUAAUUUCAGAGGAAAGUGACGAGAUGAUUGCUUUUAUUGAGGUUCGAUAUUCUUUAGUCGAGCAGAUCUGUGCGCACCAAUUUGAUGAUAAGAAGUUAUGUCUCAUUCGAGACAAAGUAUUGAGAGGGGAAGCCAAGGAGGUUGUCCUUGAUUCUGAUGGUGCCUUGAGGAUCAAAGGCAAGAUUUGUGUGCCCAAGACGGGGGAGUUGAUAAGAUUGCCUCUUGAAGAGGAUCAUUGUUCUCGAUAUUCCAUCCAUCCAGAAGCGGCAAAGAUGUAUCAUGAUCUGAGUUUUCCUCCCAGAGUGGGUGGUUAUGAAUCUAUUUGGAUUAUUUUUGAUAGGUUGACAAAGUCUGCCCACUUCAUUCCAGUUUGGGUCAAGUAUACGGCAUAG